Pomacea canaliculata is the source of this 3468-nucleotide messenger RNA. RefSeq names its product beta-1,4-galactosyltransferase galt-1-like. NCBI's taxonomy places the organism in Eukaryota, Metazoa, Mollusca, Gastropoda, Architaenioglossa, Ampullariidae. The record is from RefSeq and is a predicted model, not a curated record.
CAACGGGCAUCAGAAAGCAUUUUCCCACUGACUUGACCUGCUAGAGCUGAGCGCCAUGUUAUUUUUCCAGUGGGUUGAUUGAAACUUAACAGCAUAGAGCAGACCUAGGCAAGGGGCGGCCCGCGGGCCGCAUCCGGCCCGCCUCCCGUCUCUGACCUGCCCGCCCGCCAGUAUAUAUACUAUAUAUACAGUAUUGGGUAAAACUGAGUUAACUAUAUUAGUCCGGCCCUCUAAAACCAUCCCAAUUUCUCAUGCGGCCCCUUGGGAAAAUUAAUUGCCACCCCUGGCAUAGAGGUUGCUACUGCCCCCAGAGUCAAACCUGCAGGAAGUGUGUAUAUGUUGUAUGGCCUGAGUGUCAAACAUGUAGCAUGUAGAUGUUGCUACAUCCCUGGUGUCAAACCUGGGUAUAUGUGGUACCAUCAUAUUGUGUGUGUAUAUAUAUACCUUUUUUAAAGUCUUUGAUACUCUGACAAAACUGUAACUGUUUUUUCAAGUAGGAAAAAAGUGGAAUAAAAGUGGGUAUAAAUAUUCAUCACCAUUAUUAUAAAUGUGUUUGUCCGAGUGCAUUUCAGACAACCCAGCCUGUGGAAUGGACAGAACAGGUCCCAUCAAGCUUUGUACUACUUGGCUAGAUAGUAGACGCGGCCUCUUGUCCGUGACAUAAGAGAGACUGCAGGAGGCAAGAAGACCUCAAAAGUUGUGAGCACAUUUCACUGUCUCUGACGUGCCCUCCCAUAAACAAGGCCGGCAUCACGCACCACUUACUGUCUCUAAUGUGCCCUCACAUAAAUAAGGCGGGCACCUCACGCACACACGGCACCUAGCAAGAGUAAAGCAAGAGCACGUGGUAGUCUGUAAAGAUGCCAGAGCGCAUCAGCACGCAUCGGGCCAGUCUGCAGCAGCGCCCGCUACCACACCACAGGCCGGGUCCUGCCGACGAGCAGCUAACUCCACACUGGUCACAGGCCAUAGCUGUGGGCCAACAGUCUGCGGAUGGAUGACACUCCCAACUCAGCUCAGACUGCCAAGGCUAUUUCAACCCAGGAUAAAACCUCACAAAACAUCUGACUGAUGCUGCUGUCAUGGGUACAGGGUAUGCAACAUUGGUCAUCUGUCAAGCAAGUGCAGCUGCAAACCUUUGGAACUUCUAUCAGACCAGAUCAAGAUGUCAGAAUCCACACUAAUCCACAGCCCAAAAGCAAGAAGUAAUUAAAAAAAAACCUGCCACUUGCACAGAAUGCUGCGCUUCAAAAAGUGUGUUUUCUUCACUGUCUUAGUACUUGCUCUUUGUGCAGUCAUACUAAGAAAAAUAAACACACUCAGACAUAAUAAUGAACUUGAUAUCACUGAUGAAAAGUUACAAAGUCAGCAAAAAGGAGGUGGCAAAACAUUUCAUCAUGUUGAACCACCUUUCCUCAAGAAACCUUACAAUACUGUGGAUUCUCUUCUUGUCAGCAGUUUGGAACAAAAUUCAUGGAGCCUGAAGCCUAACUCUUUUUUUCACACACCAACUACUUCUCUAGUAAGCCAGGCUCCAGCCAACAGAGAGGAAAAGACAGUUAUUUUUGACACCAUAUUUAAUACCUGGAAAAGGACUGUUGACUUUGUAAAUGUGAGUGAAAUAUAUGUAUAUGGUGCUUACCUUGAUCACCGAGAAGGAAAUAAAAUGACUGUACAUAUGUUAGCUCUUCAACACAGAGACAAUAAAGACAGUCUGUUGUGUCGCAUCAUGGUCGAUGAUAAAGUAUUCAACCUGUAUUCUGAACCUUACAAAAUGUGUGAGAACCAUGGAAAAAUAUAUGAAGGAUGGAUCUAUUCCUGCAAGCUUCCAACAAAUGUUCACAAAGUUCCAUCCCAAAUUUCAAUUCUUGCAUUGAGUCAACGGCUCAAUGCAGAUAAGUUCAUAACAGCCCCGCUCAAAACCAUUCCACAGCAAACAGAAUCAGAUGCAAAAAACAUUGGUGUAUGUGUUCCUCCACUAUUUGGUAAUGUCAGUUUGUCACUGGUAAUAAACUUUGUUGAAAUGUGUAAGCUGCUGGGGGCAGACCAAGUAAUGUUGUACUUUGCCAGCACUUCAAAGGAAAUAAGAAAGUUUUUAGAGCAUCAUUCCAAAAGAGAUGCUACAUUAUCUCUGACAAGCUGGAACAUGCCAAGAGAGGUGACAAAAUCACCAGGAAUUUGGUAUCAUGGACAGCUGCUGGCAAUACAAGACUGCCUCUACCACAACAUGGGCAAAUUCAAGUUUUUGCUCUUCAUGGAUUUGGAUGAAAUGCUUUUUCCAAGAAAGUCCUAUAAUUGGAUAGAUAUGUUAAACAGCAUAAUUCCUCCUGAGGAUAAAGAACAAGUGGCAGCUAUUUCAUUCAAAAGUUUCUUUGAUCCACAGCACCCACCAGAGGAAAACGAGAAAAUUCUGUAUUUUCAACAUCUUCUCAGAGCACAUGCUGUAAGCAGUCAAAGUAAAUUAAUGGUACAGCCUUUAAAGGUGUUUGAACUUGGCAUACAUCACCUGAGUAAGGCUGUGUCAGAGAAGUAUAAAACUCUUGAAGUCAGUCAAAAUCAAGCCCUGAUCCAUCAUUACAAUGCAUGUGUACAGACAUAUGAACCUUCUAUGAAAUGUUACCCUACAGUUAAAGAUACACAAGUGCUAAGAUACAAAGAAAAACUAACCUAUCGGACACACCUAGUUCUUACAGAUGCAUUAAAGAUGUUUGCAUGAUAUUAUUUCUGAGAAAUUAUAAAUAAAAUGCUUACUGAAUAUAUCAGGAGAAAAUGUUAGAUUCAUUUUGGCAACUUUUGCAGAAGUAGUACAUAGUACAAAGAAUUGUCCAGACCCCAUGUCUGGUGACCAUCUUAGUCCAGCAUAACUUUUUCACGAUUUUUUUGACUAAGUGAAAUAACAAGUACUUAAGUUUUGUACAAAUGUGUGUCUACAAAAAAAAAACAACCCUCUUUCCAAUUAAAAAGGAGACAAAGAAAUAGAAAAGCAAAAUGUGUAACAGCAUCUGGACACGCAAUUUUGUUUCACAUCCAUCAAAGCCAGUGGUGAUACAAUUUCAAAAGGCCUAUUUCUUAUAGUAGGAAAAAAAACAAUAGGCUACGGUCAAAAUGUUUACCGACAUCAGUAUUUGAUAUUCUUUUGUCCAGUUACAACACUCAGCAUAUGCUAAGGAUGUCCAAGCCACUGACUGAAAGGUCAAGACAUUACAUCCUGCUUACUAGUAGUGGUAUCGUCACCUACAGUGAGUACCCUGAAGAGGGAUAAUCGAAAACAGAUCAGAGGCACAGCAAGUCUUGAAAUGCUAGGUGAAGGCUAAUGUGUAUACAUCAUCUAAACUGCUAUGUUUAUAAACGUUAUGAGCAGUUUAGUUGACCAAUUUGCAUUCACCAUUCAAGUAACACUUGACAAUGUUCUAUGCACAGGGCCCCUGAUUCUUAACAGAACCAAACAGAGAGAGCAAUAAAGUAAUC